Megalobrama amblycephala (Wuchang bream) is the source of this 1333-nucleotide messenger RNA. RefSeq names its product aminoacyl tRNA synthetase complex interacting multifunctional protein 1b (gene aimp1b). Gene Ontology annotation, molecular function: tRNA binding. The transcript is spliced from 7 exons. The record is from RefSeq and is a predicted model, not a curated record. Lineage: Eukaryota; Metazoa; Chordata; Actinopteri; Cypriniformes; Xenocyprididae. Bases 363 to 1277 code for a protein of 304 amino acids.
UUUUUUUUUUAAUGCAAUAAUUCAAUAUUUUUGUCGAGGGAAGUGUGAUGCUAACUUACGACUUGGCCUAUAAAAUACGUCAUUACUAUAUGUGUGAAUGUGACGUAACCACGCCCACCGUCUAGCGUGAAACUACAGAAUGAACUGCCGACUUUCACACAAACACAAGCAGCCUGACACCUGUUUAAAGAGAGAGUCCAGGUCAGGAGAAUAUGAUACUAUCGUGUGCACAUGUGCCUCGACGUUUCACAUCGGGAAUGCUGACAGACCGAAACAGAGGGAGAGAGACAGAGUCAGACACUUCAGUCCUUUCCUUUGCUUCUGACCGCCACUGAAACACAGAACUCACUUCACAGGUGCAGAUGUCUCAUAACAGACCUCCGGCCUCCAUAUCAGAUCCUCAGGAUGAGGAGAAGAUGAUGGAGAUUUUCACACAGCAGCUUCUGUUCCUGCAAGAGAAAGCCAUGCUGCAGGCGUCAGUGAGGGAAGAGAAGAAACUGCUUGUUGAAAAUGCCAAACUAAAGAAAGACAUUGAUGAUCUGAAGAAAAACCUGCAGGAAACACAGAAGAGGAAAGCAGUGAAGCUGCAUCAGGAGCGAGUUCUGACGGCAUCAAUCGCAUCUAAAACGGCCCUGCUGGGGGACACGGCCCCUCCAUCAGAAACGGCCCCGUCGUCCCGAUCGGAGACGAGCGCCGCACACUCUCGUCAUGAGGGGAGACGCAGGAGAGACAGGAGAGGUGCGGAAGCGGCACUUCCGAAGACUUCCGAGUGUGUUCUGAUGCGAGAGCAGAAACCCGACGUGUCCCGUCUGGACCUGCGGGUCGCUCGGAUUCUGGACGUCCGGAAACAUCCGGAUUCAGAGUCACUGUACAUCCAGGAAGUGGAGUUAGGAGAACCCGCCCCCAGAACCGUGGUCAGUGGACUGACCGAUCCAGAACAGUUGGUCGGUUGUCUGGUGGUUUUGUUGUGUAACGUGCGGCCAGUGAAGGUACGAGGUGUUCAGUCGCAGGCCCGCCUCCUCUGCGCUGUCAAUCAAGAGAGGAUGGAACCCUUGACUCCGCCCACUGCUGCUCAGCCAGGCGACAGAGUCACUUUCCAGAGUUUCCCCGGUGAACCAGAGAAAGAGUUGAAUCCCAAACAGCGGAUCUGGGAGCGUUUACUGCCCGACCUGUGUACAGAUGCGAAGGGCGUGGCCACGUAUAAGGGCGUGGCAUUUGAAGUCCGUGGGAAGGGCCUCUGCCGGGCCCCGAGCAUCAGCAACGGCGGGAUCAAAUAAAAAUGAAAACUCCGUCAUUCAUGAUCAAAAUCCCACCAAUAAAUUAUUAAAAUCCA